GCGCUUCACUGUUGUUCUUUCGCCGCUUCGUCAUGGCGAUAGCUCCGCGGCAUUACACGACCAACGAGGACCCAGACGCGGCUUCAUGGGUGAAAGGAGGUGAUACGAGCAGGUUCAUUCACAAGGAGUGCGCAGUGAACCCCAUGUUUAAGUCCGAAUACAUCAGAAACAAUCGCUCGAGCGGCCACAAGAACGUCAGGUGUUUCCCACAUUGUUGUGGCUCCCACCGUGAAAGUACCUUUUGCGGAUCCUCCAUUACCGUCCAAUGCAGCGAUCAUCCUGUCGUCGUGUACGGACGCUUUGAAGAAGCUGGUGACAACAAUCACACGAGUCCCCAUGUCAGCAUUGGCACUGUCCUCAAACUUUCCGACAUACAAAGCGACGAAAAGACGGCAUCCAGUCCGUUUGGCAUGUGGAUGGUCGGGACUUCUGUCGGCAACCAAUGCUACGAAAUCAACAAGAGCAAGUUGUCGUGGCACUACGGCUGGGUGUCGUCGCGCUUCAACAGCAAGACGCUGCAUCGGUUCCAGGUGUAUGUGUUCCAGCACGUGUCCUCACAGCAAAUCAAGUGCGUCUCCAUGAUGGCGUCGCCGACAUUUUCUCUCUGCUCGAGCCGAAAGACUCGGAAGAAGGCGGCGACAAGUGCCCCUGUCACCCUCAAGCUUGAACAGCCGAAAUCCGAGCCCAUGAUCGAACAAACGCCUCCCGACAAAGCUAAACAGCCACCACCGCCUCAGCCUGACUCGGCUCGGACGAUCCCCCCCCCAAUCAAAAUUGAAAUGCCGUCCUUUGAGUCGUUCCUUCGAAAUGAGCCACAAAUUACACGGCCACGGACGUUUCCAGGCAUUGAACAGAACGCCCCCAAGAGAUUAAAACCCACAUCAUCAACCGACGACCUGACGUUGCGACCGACCCUCAACGCUACCGGACCUCCGUCGCCCACUCCCUCGAGCACUUUCAGUUUUUCGAGCUUCAUGAACCCUUUUCCCCACCACAAUGCCCCAUCCUCGCCCGUUCCGUCAACCACAAAUUCGUGUGCGUACAGUUUUUCCAGUUUUAUUCGCGGAUGCAACGACCGGCCGUCAUCCCCCGUCCCGUCCUUGGCCCCUUCCACCUUUAGCUUUUCCAGUUUUCUCCCACCGAAAACCUGUGCGGGGCGCACCCUCACAUGCCCGGGGUCGCCCAAGACAGCGCCAGGGUCUCCAGUCCCAUCGUCCAUGCCGUCUGGUGUGGUAGCGUUGUUCUCGGACCUCAUCAAGGACGACUACUGCCGCAAAGCCAAAGAACCCAAGAAACGCGUGUCCCGUUACGACUACAUCGAUCGCGCCGUGUGCUUGAGCCAAAUUCAUGCCCUCGCGUCGUCCAUCAUUUCGUACGCUUGGGAAGACGGUGCGUGGGACAACUUGGCCGAGUCCACGACGCCGCUCCACGGGUUCAUCAUUCGCACGGGGGAGUGGGAAUCGAUUUCGAUCUAUGAGUGCCGACCGCGGACACACAAAACAGACGAGUCGUAUGACCAGGUGCUGACGUUUUGCAUGAAUGCAAUGCGCCAUUGCAUUCGCACGGGCAUGAUUGCGCGGCUUCGGGCGUUUCUCCAUUCGCACGCGUCGUCAAUCUUCAAACCAGAGCUGCUGGACCAAGCGUACGCGGACUUUAUUGUGUUUUUCGAACAAGAAAUCGAAAGCUACGUCUUCCCAAGGAAACACAUGCAAUGCGCGGCAUUUCUCGCGUACUUGCGCCACAACUUGCCACUCGAAUUGGUGUCACAGCUAGACAAACCAUCCGAAGAAUCGGCCGACAAUGAACCCCUCGGGUAUUUCGACUUGGUCACACAACUGCGCCAGGUGUACCAAUUCGUCAAGUCGGAAGAACAGCCUGUCGACACCCUGCCUACCUUUGUCAGUCGCACGUGCGUGACAGGGCGUUGGCGGCGGCUGCAACCUCCGAAUCAGUCAGGGGCAUCGUGGCUCUUUCGUAUUUUGGGCUCGUUCAUGCUCUCGCAUUGGACCCUGGUGGAAACCCCGUCCGAAUUGCUGAUGAAAUUCGACCAAAGCCUUAUUCCAACUUUGACGCCGUACUUGCUGAAUGGUGACCCGAUGUUUCUAUCGUUUUCUCCCAUCGGGAUGAGCACGGGCGGCAUGCAAGGGCGAGCUAUGGCUGGGUACAAGGCCUGGCGCAACGAUCGCGACCAAAUUGUCAUUCAGUGGCACAACUGGCCUCGCGGGAAGAACGGCAUCCGGAGACGGUUCUCGCGAACCCUCUACCGUUCCGACACGGACCCGGACGUGCUGUGCUCGCACACUGUGGUCGAGGAAACGUUUACGAGCGAAGAAAGCUUGAAGACGUUUUCGGAGAUGAAUUUGUCCGAGCGCAUCAACUUUCCAGGCGAGUGGCGGGUCAUCCUGGAAGAAGACUCGACGUUUGUGCGCAUUAAGGACUGAGUUGUAUGCUAUUUGGAAACUGGCAAGUCCCACGCGGUCGCAUCUCGGUCUGCGCGCUGUUGUAACUUCAAAAAAUACCGUGUGCGUUCGGGCGGGCUGUACGUCG
Messenger RNA from Aphanomyces invadans, 2547 nucleotides. RefSeq lists its product as hypothetical. Lineage: Eukaryota; Oomycota; Saprolegniomycetes; Saprolegniales; Verrucalvaceae. The transcript is spliced from 13 exons. The record is from RefSeq and is a predicted model, not a curated record. The coding region runs from base 33 to 2441 and encodes 802 amino acids.